Messenger RNA from Leopardus geoffroyi (Geoffroy's cat), 1302 nucleotides. It is a transcript of the gene SPDYA, whose product is annotated as speedy/RINGO cell cycle regulator family member A. Gene Ontology annotation, molecular function: protein kinase binding. The transcript has 8 exons. Gene Ontology annotation, cellular component: nucleoplasm. The record is from RefSeq and is a predicted model, not a curated record. Bases 370 to 1299 code for a protein of 309 amino acids. Gene Ontology annotation, biological process: positive regulation of cyclin-dependent protein serine/threonine kinase activity; positive regulation of cell population proliferation; G1/S transition of mitotic cell cycle. Lineage: Eukaryota; Metazoa; Chordata; Mammalia; Carnivora; Felidae.
CGCUGCGGAGCGACCGGCGAGCAACCGCCUGAGGCCUCGAAGCGUGCCGAGGGAGGCUGUCCGGCGCCCCGGCCCCAGGUUUUGGCAGUUGUAUCGCCGGAGGUGAAAUGUGGCUCUCCGGGCACCGUCUGACUCUUCUUCCUUCGAAAGACACGCCUCCCUGCAAAAAAGACACAGUAACGCUGCUGCCAUGUAGUGAGUUUGGGCCACGGAUUCAGCACUACGCUCGGCAUAUCCGUGUACUUCCUUCGCUCAUGAACCGUCCUAAAUAUGUAUUAUGAACAACGUCUAAGAGUAGAAUACGUAAUUUUUACUGAAUGCUUCUGUGUACCAGGAUCUAAGAGCACCUAGGAAUCUUGGGAAACCAAAAUGAGACAUAAUCAGCUGUGUUGUGAGACACCUCCUACUGUCACUGUUCAUGUAAAAUCAGGGUCAAAUAGAUCACAUCAGCCUAAAAAACCCAUUAAUCUGAAGCGUCCUAUUUUUAAAGAUAGUUGGCCAGCAUCUGAAAAAAAUGCACAUAAUAGCAACAAGUCUAAACGCCCCAAAGGACCCUGUCUAGUUAUACAGCGACAGGAAAUGACUGCUUUCUUUAAAUUAUUUGAUGACGAUUUAAUUCAAGAUUUCUUGUGGAUGGACUGCUGCUGUAAAAUUGCAGACAAGUAUCUUUUGGCUAUGACCUUUGUUUAUUUCAAGAGAGCUAAAUUUACCAUAAAUGAGCAUACCAGGAUAAAUUUCUUUAUUGCUCUGUAUCUGGCUAAUACAGUUGAAGAAGAUGAAGAAGAAUCCAAAUAUGAGAUUUUUCCAUGGGCUUUAGGGAAAAACUGGAGAAAAUUGUUCCCUAAUUUCUUAAAAUUAAGGGACCAACUCUGGGAUAGAAUUGACUAUAGGGCUAUUGUAAGCAGGCGAUGCUGUGAGGAGGUUAUGGCUAUUGCCCCAACCCAUUAUAUAUGGCAGCGGGAACGCUCUGUGCAUCACAGUGGAGCUGUUAGAAACUACAACAGAGAUGAAGUUCAACUGCCCCGAGGACCUAGUGCCACCCCAGUAGAUUGUUCACUCUGUGGUAAAAAAGGAAGAUAUGUUAGACUGGGAUUGUCUUCAUCAUCUUCAUCCAGUGAUACAGUAGAGGUGAUGGAGAAACAUUCUCAGGAAUCACACAAGUCAAUGGACAUAGUAGUCAAUCCUUCUCAAGCUUAUAGCUAUUCUCAAGCCAACGACCAUCAAUCAGACAAAGAAAAGAAAACUAAUUUUAUGAAGAAAGACAAAUCUAUGGAGUGGUUUACAGGAAGUGAAGAAUGAAAU